Molecule: messenger RNA, 714 nt
Organism: Camelina sativa (false flax)
Lineage: Eukaryota; Viridiplantae; Streptophyta; Magnoliopsida; Brassicales; Brassicaceae
Source: RefSeq, a predicted model, not a curated record
AUGACAGAUCAACCUCAACUGCCUCAAGCUGAGGAAGGAGAAUUAGAGGAAAGGUUUAAAGCUGCUCUUGACAUCCAGUUAGAGGCGCCAUUAGAGCUUAUGUCCAAACGAAAAGCCUCGCCUCCUAAGUUCUUGCCACCACACGAACUUCGAGAGGAAAUCAUCAAGGAGACAGCUCUGCUGGAGAUUGAGUUAAAGGAAGCUUUCAAGGAGAUUGGGAAUGCAAUUCUGAGGAGUGGAGUGUGUUUAGAUCCUGAACUGCAAAUUGAGGAAAACUUGGAGGAUCCCGGCUCUUUCACCUUGCCAUGUUUAAUAGGCCUUAGGAUUUUCAACAACUAUUUGUGCAAUUUGGGCGCUUCAGUCAGCAUCAUGCCACUUUCAGUUGCUAACAAGAUGGGUUUUAGCAGUUUUAAACCGAGUAGAAGACCAUUCUUAGCAACAGUAGGAGCAGUGAUUGAUGUGAAGCAAGGGAAGAUCAUAAUUGAGCAUGGAGAGAACUUCAAAAUAGAAUUUGGCAUCAAGAAGGGAAUUAAGAAGCCAACCAUUAAUGGUCAAGCUUUUUUCACCCAGACAAAACAAAGAAGAGUCAAGCAUCACAAAGAAGUCCAUACUACAUUUGUUGUGGAACCUAGACAAGAACUGGAAAAUCCAUUAAACCAGCCUGCUAUAGUGGAGAGGAAUCCAAAACCUCUCCCUUCUAAAACCCAUGCUUAA